Molecule: messenger RNA, 8016 nt
Organism: Anolis carolinensis (green anole)
Lineage: Eukaryota; Metazoa; Chordata; Lepidosauria; Squamata; Anolidae
Gene: ect2l
Product: epithelial cell transforming 2 like
Exons: 22
Coding region: 1259-4189 (976 amino acids)
Molecular function (GO): guanyl-nucleotide exchange factor activity; protein binding
Source: RefSeq, a predicted model, not a curated record
UGGGUGGGUGGCUGUGGGAUGACCAGCAGUGGGUGAAGACAGGAUACAUGCACACAGGCCUAAAUCCAAGAACAGACUCAUUUAAUCAAUUGCUGAAUGGUAAAUCAGCAGUUAUGCAAAUCCCAUUUCUUCAGUGGUCUAUUGGAAUUGGAAUUUAAUAACUAGAUUUGCAGCACAGAUUCCUUUUCUGUGACACAGUGUCAACCAUAUUCACAGUCUUCCCUUCUCCCUUAAAAUCUCUGAUUGUUGGGAUGGGGGAUAGAUUGAACCACUCUCUAUCCUGUUUUCAAAGCUACUCAAAGUUGUUGGUUAACAGCGAAUACAUAGGUGGAUGGGUGACGAAACCUACAACCUUUGUGUGUAGCUCAAAGCCAGUUUGGUUGAUUUGGGGAUGAAACAUCACCCUCAAAAUCGAGGAUUUUGAAUCAACUUUUGAGGGAAGGGGCUUAGAAGGGUUCAGGGGUUGCAAAACUGGACUUAUUAUUAUUAUUAUUAUUAUUUACAGCAUUUAUAUUCUGCCCUUCUCACCCCGAAGGGGACUCAGGGCGGAUCACAUUACACAUAUAGGCAAACAUUCAAUGCCUUUUAACAUAGAACAAAGACAAACAAACAUAGCCUCCGAGUGGGCCUCGAACUCAUGACCUCCUGGUCAGAGUGAUUCAUUGCAGUUAAUUGCAGCUGGCUUGCUCUCCCGCCUGCGCCACAGCCCGGACUUGAGCUACAUGUGGCCAGAUGAUCAUCAUUCCUGCUACAGCAACUACAUAAAAGGCAAAAAAUCAAUGGGUGGAACUUUCCCCAUUUUUGGAUCUCUAUUUCAGGACAAACUUUACCUAUUGGUUUACUUAAAACGCAGAGAGGCCCAACAGAAGGAAAUGCUGCAGCCUAAUUAAAUUUAAAUAUGUGAUAGUCUUAAAUUUCAUGGCACUAAAAGUUUGAUGCAGUUUGGUUCAGAAUUAGUAUAGGAUGAUAAAAGAAUCCCCUUCCUUCAGUCCUGCCUCAGCCAAUCUUGGCAGUAAGCCCAGAGUGUGUUGUGUUGUGCACUUUGGUUCCUAUGGAGAUGGAGAGAGAUACUGACCUUCAGCCCGUCCUACAGCAAUUCUGCUUUCACACAGCAGGUCUCCAGCACUCUCCUGUCAUGGAGAGUAGCAUCAUUGCUUCAGGAAGAAGUCACACCCUUCUUCUAUUUCCAGGACACAUCUAGCCUGUCUGAAAUAUAUACAGAACUAUUAUCCAUGGAAUCUGUGUAGCCGAUUUUACAAUGGCCACAACGUACACAUCACCUACACUUCACAGUAUUAAGCAAUGGCAUUUGGAAAGCUUAGGGCUUCUUGCUGGAGGCCCAAAAUCCACAGACCAAAUUCAGAAAAUGGAACUCCUACAUACACGAUUCAGCACAUGGACACCUAUUGAAAACAAAUCCCUUAAUAAUCAGCUCUUUCAGGAAAGAAUCAGGCUUAUAAGCCAUUGGUUUGACAUGUGGACAGACAAACAACGCAAGGAGUUUCUACAUGGGAUAUUAAUCAAAUGCAACAAAUCACAAAUGAAAUUUGCUGAAAAAUGGCUUUUAGAAAAUAUCCCAGUGAUUAAAGUGGACUUCACCACUUUACUGCCACGAUUCAUAUCUUUGUACAUCUUCUCCUUUCUCAACCCGAAGGAUCUUUGUGCAGCAGCCCAGGUCAACUGGCACUGGAAGUUUUUAACUGAACAGGAUUGUCUGUGGAUGCCAAAAUGUAUUUCAUUAGGAUGGUUUCUUCCCUACACUCCAGAAAAAAAUGAACACGGAGCUUGGAAGCAACAUUACAUGGUUUGUGCAACUGAUGUAGAUCACUCAGCUCCGAGGGUUAACACUGAAACCUUUGAAGAACAUAAAACAGAGUAUGAAGAACAUCAAGAGAGAAUGCAUGCAGAACGUCUACGAAAAAUUAUUAGAGAGCAAAUGGCACUACACAAGAAAGAAUUGUUGAAAGCUCGCCCCCCUUGGUUAAGUGGAACACGGAACUCAGGAUUUUACAGACAUGGAUGGCAAUUGAGUUUGUCCCAAAUUAUCCAUGACCGAUCUAGAUUGCCUGCAACAGUGUUACUGGCAAAGAAAAGAAUAGCUUCUUCAAAUCAUAUGCUCUCAAAACAUUUUUCUGAAGAAAUGAAAUCUGAAUUGAAAUUCAGUCGAGAAGCAGAGAAGCAGCUUCUGAAGAAUGUGGUUGGGAGCAGCUCUUCUCUUACAAUGCCUCACAAACAUUGUUGGACAGUUUCCCGAAGCUACCCUUAUGGGGAUCAUGUUCUUCAGCCACAGCCACAUCUGAUACUCAUAUCAUCCCAUGUUCCUGCUUAUGAGCUGAUUGUGGACAGUGUUAAGCCUGGAGUCAUCCCUGUAGUGUAUGAGCCGAGCAGCAACACCUUGGAAAGCCUUCUUUUCUGUGUGCAAAAGGCCCUGGAUGGCCAAGCAUCGAAGAGUAUUGGGAUUUUUAGCAAUGGAAAUUCCAGGGGGAUUAACCUGCUUCAAGGCUACAGAAUCAACAUCAAGACCUUGCUUAAACCUGAAGUGAGAGACUUUUGGGAGAAGUUAAAAAGCUGUGUCACUUCUGCAGAAGAGGGUGGCACAAUAGAUAUCUUUGUCCCUUUGUCAGCUUCAGAGGCAGGACUGGAAGUCCUUUCUCAGCUGUCUCGUUUAACUGGCUUGCUCAUAAGGACCCCCACAGGAAUAGCAACUGGAUCAUAUCAGCACAUCCUCAGUGAAUGGCUGGGAAAUCAGAAAGAUGCAUUUCCUCCAUCUCUCUACUUCACUGACGUAAAGCUGCAGGUGUGGCUUAGGUUCACAGAACUUCUGGAAGAUGCACUGAAAGCUGUCAGAAAACACUUAAGACCAUAUUUCUCUGAUUUGAAGAAGAAUAUAACUGGCAAGAUUCUUGGUCACAUUAUGUUUGAUGCCCUCAGCUGGUAUGAAGUUCAAGAUAAUCAGAGAGUAGCCCAGGUUUUGGCUGAUGGAUUAGUUGAACUUUCAAGAGAAAACCAUGAAAAUCCUUUGGAAUUUCUAUCAUUUUUCCUGAUGAAGAAACAUGCAAAAGAUAAAGAGCUUAGAAAAGAGGUUGCCAUGACUGAAAACAACUUAGAAGCAAACCUUGAAGGAUCAGUUAAGAAUGGCCGGCUUUAUGAGGACAUAGUAGACAAGCGCAAAAGCUUUGCUAAAGAGCUUCUGCUAAGUGAAAAGAACUAUGUACACAUUCUGGAAAUUGUAAGGGAUGUUUAUGUCAAGCCACUGAAUGCAGCCUUAACCUCAAAUCGAGCCAUCCUAAGCUAUGUCAGCAUUCAGCUCAUCUUUGCAGAUAUUUUGGGCAUCUUACAACUGAACAAGUGGUUCUUAGAAGUGUUAAUACAAAGACUUAAUGAAUGGAGCCCAGCCCAAAAUUUAGGAGAUCUAUUCAUUGCAUUUGGCCAGCAGCUUCAAACAUACAUAAACUUCUACAACAACUAUACAGUAAUUCUGAAAACCAUAGACAAGUGCAGGGAGACCAUCCCAGUAUUUCGCGCUUUCUUGAAGAGACAUGAUAGGACUGUCAUUACAACAAUGAGGAGUCUACAAGAACUCCUAUUGUGCCCUUCUAAGAGGAUUGAAGAAUACAUCACUCUCCUGUAUGCUCUGAGUGUUCACACUCCUGCAGGACACACUGACCGGGAAGACUUGAUAGCUGCAACUAGUCAAAUGAAAAGAUGCAAGGAUUAUGUAGAUCAGCUCAAGCUAAACGUGAACAGAAAUGACCAACUAUUAAGUACACAAAGACUCAUCCAAGGAUGUCCAAAGUUACUGAAAGCCAGUAGGUCACUAAUCAGAACCCAAGACGUAGCCCAGCUAAAGUGCUGUUCUGAGAGAGUUGCUGUACCAUACAGGCUCUAUGAACACACACAUGAUCUUAGCCUUUUCCUUUUCAACGACAUUCUUGUCAUUACACAACGCAGCAUCUCAUACAAACCUUUUGAACGGAUCUCAACAACAACGCAUCAGUUCUUGACAGCGGUAACACUUCAUCAACUCCUUGUGGAUGAUAUCCCAGAUUCUAAAUAUAUCAAGAAUGCUUUUCGUCUGCAAGGGCCCAGGCAGCAAUGGAUUUGUUGUACCGAGGAAGAUGACAAGUUCACAUGGCUUUCCUCACUACAAAAGGCAAUUACUUGCAGUAUAGAAGAGAAUGUUUACUAACUUUACCCAGAUUGAUUAGUUGCUCAUUACUUCCACGAGUACAGAAGAGUAUGAUCAUUUUAUUAACCUUUGUUCAGCAAUUUACUGUAAAAACACAAAUGAUUGCAAGUAAUUGAUUCUCUACCAACAGUGAUGUAGAUCUUCAAUUUUUUCAACUCUAUGGUAAAAAAAACUUUGAACUUUAUUUUCUAGCUUUCUUGGAGGGUGGGGUAGUGGUAGAAUUUGGAACAGUACGAAAUACAGAUUUAGUGCCAAUGCUCAUUUGCGGAAGAUACCAAAGAUCAAAGUACUACUAAGGGUUUAUCUACCAGGAAGCACAUAAUAUUUUUAUUUUCUAAUCUGAGUUCCUUCUAAAACAGCAUAAUUAAUAGUUUCCAACACUAGAGGACAGAUUUCAUGGUGUUUAACUAGCCAGUUGAAUACAAUGUUUCUAAUGUUUCUUUUAUCAUUCACAAAAUCCCCAAUGCAAGAGGUGUAGGAUGAUGAGAGUGCUAAAUGAUGGCUUCAUGAACUCUUAAUAAAUUUGUUUUGGAGUGCCUCCAUUUCUCAUGUCUACUUGCCAUGAAGAAGUUACUACAGGAACAGAAAUGAAUGCAGGGAUAGGCAUGUGGCUUUCCAAAUGCUUUUUGGCCACCAGAACCAAGAACAAGAAAUUAGCUGCAGUAGUCCAUAAACAUCUGGAAAGUCUUUAGGAUCCUCCAUUGUCUAAAGCAGUGGUUCCCAAUCUGUGGGUGUUUUGGUCUACAACUCCCAGAAAUCCCAGCCAGUUACCAGCUGUUAGGAUUUCUGGGAGUUUAAGGACAAAACAUCUGGGGAACCACAGGUUGAGAACCACUGGUCUAAAGGAAGGCAAUAAAAUAUCUGAGUAACAUGUGUAGAUACUUCUCCUGAAAGGGGUCCACUCUAUCAUGGUCAGCUUAUUAAAAAAGGGAAGAGAAAGAUUCUUGUUCCCCAGGAAACCAUUUGGUUUAGGAAGUCUUGUGGUGUUGUUUUAUUAAAACAAUUCACUCAAAUUAAAAUAUUGUGCUGUUUUAUUGGUGUAAAAAUCACACAAUUGCUAUUUCUGAUUCUGCUGAGAUACAUCCAUGCAUUUUAACAUCUAUGAUCCCACAGCCAGAAUAAGCCAUUAAAUAGAAUAUCUGCUGUUAGUCAGCAUUAAUGCAAAUUUACAUAUGAGAUCAAAAGGUGUGUAUUAUACAAUAUACAACAAAUCCUAAUACAGUACAUCAACCUGAAUAGCAGGAUACACUCAGGAAAUUUUUUGUGUUAGUAAUGAAACCUGUCUGCAAGCCAGAAAAAUAUGGCUUAGAGACAUUAGGAGAAUGAUCACCCAACCCUUUAAAAAGAAAAAAAAAUAGAUUUGUGAGAGAAAAGGCUGGGAAAGAAGAGUUGAGGUACUGACACAUUUCUUGACCAUAGAGUAUGUUACAGUAAAGUCUGGCAUAUGUGUCAGUUAAUAAAGAGCAAUGUGCAAAGCAUGCAACUACAGGUGGUGUUCAGGAAAUGUCCACGACUGGGAUUAACACCCAAUCUUUUCACAGAAGGGAUGCACUUUUGUGCACACUGCAAAAUUUGGGUCAUGAAUGAAAAUAUUUAACAACUGUCAAGCUGUGGUCACAUAUGAAAUACAUGAACGGGAAAGGACAGCCGAAUUCAUUUGGUAUGGCAAGGUAGUUUAAACUUGUGUGGCACUUGGAAGGUGAAGGGUUGUUCAAGAUGGCAAGUGGCUUGAAAUUCCAAGAUUGCAAAGUUGGAAAAAUGUGGUAUUUGAGAGGAUUAAUGACCACAACCGUUAAUCUUCUCUUACACAAUCAUAGCAUUGUAAAAGAUCUUUCUUUAUGAUAAAUCUAUGUGCUUCAACGUUAAAGACAGAUAUUCCUUUGGAUAUCUGGGAUGUUUUUAUUCAUGAUUUUUGACAUGAAAUAUAGAAAAAUCCAUAAGGUAAUCAAUUCCAGUUUUGGGAUUAUAGGCCACGGAAGUUGUAGAAACCUUGCUCCAACUUAAAAAGUAUGUCCCUCCCCCAAAAUGGGAAGGUUGGCAGUGCCAAUAUAUAGAACAUUCAAGGAAACACGUAUUCCAUCCUUUGUAUUAAAAUUAGAAAAGUUACUUAAAUACAACUGUGGACAGAGGACAAAACAAUCACAAAAAAAUGUUAAGAGUGCACUGAGCUGAACAUAUGGGCUUUUGAUAGGGCCUUUUUGCCCAAUUUCCCCUUUCAGAGUUAAUUAGUUCACAGUUAACGGCAAUUGGCUUAUAAGUGAGAGAAAGGUCGAAGUUGUUCCAGUUGAACUUCCAGUGAAAUUCUCUCUUCAAGAACAUCCUACAACAGAAAGAUUUGUCCAUUACAUAUUACAAUGCAAAAUGCUAUUCUGAAAAACAAUAAUCCCCUUUUAGAUGCAAUGAUGAACAUGCUAGCUUGAAGUCUGUUAUAUACGCAUAUACCCCAUUGCAUUCUUGAUACAUUUUCAUUGUUUUAUACAAGCCACAUUGGAGAUCUUUUUGUAAAGAAAUCAAAUAAAUCUAGCACAAUUGUUUGUUGCUAAAUUUUAAGGGGGAAAGAAAGUAUGCACUGAGUAUCAUAAAGAGUGGCAAGAGAGAUUUUAAAGAGUGGCAAGGGAGAUUUCAAAGACUGGACAUCUGGCAAACUUAAACAACCAAUGCAGACAUAUUAGCUAUAUCAAAGAAGCAGAAGCAGAAUCGCUAAAACGUUAAGAAAAAAUGAUCAACUCUAAUACCUUCAAAAACAUAUGAACAAAAGAUUUGGCUCUGAAGAUAAUUGCAUGGUUGUACAGAGUCCCUAAUGCAAAGGUAAACGUUACCUUUAAUUGCUGCUGCAAUUCACUAUUCAGUCUGGCCAACACAGUAUUAGUCUCCUUAUUGCGUCUGAUUGAUGCCUGAAUAGCCUUCUUGUCCUUUCCCACUGAUCUGAGGAGAUAUUUCAAGAAAUAGUUUUUAGAGACUGCUAAAUAGCUUAAAUUUUCCUGAAAUCAGUUAAUAUUCAAUUCCUUGAUCCUUCUUAAUAUAUAUUUAGUUGCAAGGUGGUAAAUAAAGACAUUCAUGCAUGCACACACAGAUGGAUGUUAUAGUACUGGCAUAUUUUUUUCCAAUAGCUACCAUCUAUACAGUUACACUUAAAUGUACAGCCACUACUGUACUAUUUUGAAAUUUUCUUAUUUUGAAACUUUUUGUAGCAAGGACAAAACUCUGUGUUCUGACUGUACAUCCUUUUCUAGCAAAUGGCCAGGCAGUGUUUGUCUCAGUAAAACCUGCUAGCUUAGAUUCAACUGAACUGCUGUCAUAUGCUUAAUGUACCAUUGGGCUUUCAAAUUGUUUUGAUCUUAUGGCCACCCAAAGUUCAACCUGUUACAGAGCUUCUUUUUUAUUUUGGCAAGAUUUUUUCUGAGGGAAUUUGCUCUUGCCUUCCUCUGAGGCUCAGAGCAUGCGAUUUACUCAAGGUCACCCAGCAGAUUUCUAUGGCUGAGUAGAAAUCUGAACCAUAUCCUCCUAGGAUUCUAGUCCAAUACUCAAACCAGUACACUGUGCUGGAUGUAUGCUUCUAUAUAAUUUAUCUGGUUCCCAAAAUUUCUGUUUUCCAAGAAGUGUGAUAUUUAUUAGCUUAAAAGUGAUUAUGAAGCAAAAGAGGGCAUGAUAAGAAAUCCAGCAAGAGUAGCAUUUUGGAAUUGAAGCCACUGCUCCUGUUAUAGAAGUAGCCUGUGCAGUUCCCUAUGAAGCUGUCAGUACCAAAUUCUCCUGCUCAGUCUAUGCAGCCUUGCUUAAAAGAAAUGUGAUAAAUGUGAUGGAAUAAAUGGCAUUUUCAAUUAAAAUCA